GAAAGUGUUUCAGAACUUGAAUCACCAAGUUUGAGGAAUGAGUGAGGAAGGCAAUUUUCCGGCGCCUACGUGGCUGACUGAGGAGUACGUGGAGCAAAAGUUACGUGUUUAUUUUAAGAAUAACUCCCUGAAAUUAAUCAAGCUCCAGAUCAAGCCCGCCAGUCCCAAGGGAGAGAAUUACGCAAGUGUAAUGAACCGCAUUAACGUGGAGUACACAACAACAUCCGAUUCAAAGAUCAAAAAGGCAACCAGUUUUCUGGUUAAGGCCACCUUUGCCGACAAGGAUCCUACAUCUGAAUUGCUUGCCGAUUACGGAAUCUACACCAGAGAGAUGGAUAUAUACGAACGGAUCCUGCCUGAUCUGGCGGAUAUGGUAAAGAAUGAAAUCGAGGACUCGCGAAAGUUGUUCGCAGCAACGGUGUAUGUGGAUCGUGAAAGGGACUCCAUCAUCUUCGAGGAUCUCUCUCUCGAGGAGUAUAAAGUAGCAAACAGGCUAAAGAAACUUGAUCUGGAGCACACACAUCUAGUUCUGGAGAAGCUGGCCAAUUUCCAUGCCGCCGCAGCCGUUUUGGCGAAACGUCAGCCAGGGAUCUUUGAAAAGAACUACGAUCGAGGCUUCUUUAACAAGCACACUAGAGGCUAUGAACCCACAAUGAGAAAUUUGUUGGAGGCUUUGUCCCGCUCCUUGGAGUUCAAUCAAGAUCUUAAGCAGCGUUACCAGGCGAAGAUCAAUCGCUUGGUUGAUCAUGUGAUGGAUUAUGGUGAACAGUCCACCUCAAUAAAUCCCGGAGACUUUGUUACCCUGGCCCAUGGCGAUCUGUGGACCACCAACAUCAUGUUCCAGUACGACGAAAAGGAUCAUCCCACCAAUGCCAUCCUAAUUGACUUCCAGUUCAGCGUCUGGAACUCUCCGGCCAUUGAUUUGCAUUACUUUUUCUCAACCGCAAUGGACGAUAACCUUCGGUGGAACCGUCAGACGGAGUUGGUUCAGUUUUAUUAUUACAAACUAGUGGCAUCCUUGAAGAAGCUCAAGUACUCAGGCCAAGUGCCAAGCUUAUUCGAUUUUCAGCUACAAUUUCAACGAAGAGCGUUUUACUCUGUCUUUUCUUCAUUAAUUUUUGAACCCUGCAUGCUGUACAUUGGCAAGGAGGAGGCAUCCAUUGCGCAGGGUAUGUCCGCCUCUGAGAGCGGAAUCCGGUUCAGAGAUUCAGUAUUUCAGGCCGAGCACAUCAGGAAAAAGAUGGUUUAUGCUCUGCCGUAUUUGGAUCAGUUUGGGUUGUUAGAUGUUAUGUGAUAUUUAUUUAUAAAAUAAAUAUUUUAUUUGCUUAA
Molecule: messenger RNA, 1329 nt
Organism: Drosophila kikkawai
Lineage: Eukaryota; Metazoa; Arthropoda; Insecta; Diptera; Drosophilidae
Source: RefSeq, a predicted model, not a curated record